This is a messenger RNA of Carica papaya (papaya), 2401 nucleotides long. It is a transcript of the gene LYK5, whose product is annotated as Protein kinase superfamily protein. Gene Ontology annotation, molecular function: ATP binding; protein kinase activity. Gene Ontology annotation, biological process: protein phosphorylation. The record is from RefSeq and is a predicted model, not a curated record. NCBI's taxonomy places the organism in Eukaryota, Viridiplantae, Streptophyta, Magnoliopsida, Brassicales, Caricaceae.
GCAGAAAGCCCCAAGGACACGGAAAUUCAGGUCAGGUCCAACCUAGAAGCCAAGUAACAGGACCAGGUAAAGCCUAAGAAGUCAAUCAAAGCCGCGUGGAAUUUUUAUCAAGUGUGGAAAUAAAUACAUCAUCAAUGGCGACGCCAGAAAAUGCCUGUUGAGCCCACUCGCGUAAUCCUUUCUCUUUCAACAGUCAACUCUGUUUCUUAUAUCUACUUUUCUGGAACCUCAUCCCCAUCAACAAAACUAAGAACCCACUCGUCCAUGGCGAUAGCUGGAUUUUCAGAGCUGUAUAUUUUCCUCUUACUUGCAGCGACGCUGCAAUCUGUCCUUGAACCAGUCCAAGCCCAACAGGAGUACGUGGCGAACCACCAGCUAGACUGUCAAAACAAAAACUUCAACUCCACAACCAAAGGCUACUUGAAAAAUGGCCCACAGUCUUCAUGUCAAUCUUACAUCACCUUCCGCUCCGGCCAACCCUACACCACGCCCAUCUCCAUAGGCUUCCUGCUCAACGCUGUGCCCGACCAAAUCGCCUCCAUCAACAACAUCUCCCUCCUCACGGCUAUUAUUCCCGCCGAUGACCAACUGGUUGUUCCCGUCAAUUGCUCCGCCGCCGGUCCUUAUUACCAGCACAACGCCACCUACACGCGUCAAACAGAUGCAGAGACUUAUUUCUCCAUUGCCAACGACACAUACCAGGGGCUCUCCACCUGCCAGGCCCUUAUGGAUCAAAACCCUGUUAAUUUCCUAGAUCUCGAAGUUGGUAUGUUGAUUAAGGUACCACUCAGGUGUGCUUGCCCCACUUCCAACCAGACUGCCGACGGUGUCAAGUACCUGCUCACCUACAUGGUCACUAUCGGUGAUACUAUUUCCGCCAUUGCUGAUACCUUUCGCGUCAAUGAAACGAGCUUGUUGGAUGCCAACAAACUCACCUCCGAAGGUUUGAUUUUCCCCUUCACACCUCUCCUGGUUCCCCUAACCACAGAGCCAACCAAGAUUCAAACAGAGGUGCCCGCUCCGCCUCCCGCCGAGCCUCCACAAUCACCAGCCGGCCCAAUUUCAGACUCCACCUCUUCUAACAAAUGGGUUUUCGUGGGCGUCGGCCUUGGAGUUGGUAGCUUUCUCCUUCUUUCCCUUUGUGGGCUAGUUUUCUGUUUGUACAGACGCCGGUUCAAGCCACCUCCACCAACAAAGAAGAAGCCAUCUGAGUCUUCCGAGUAUUCGGCUCUUCCCGAACAGAACAAAUCCUGGUCUGUUUCUCUGUCUUCUCACGGGGUUCGAUAUGCUAUUGAAUCCUUGACCCUCUACAAAUUCGAGGACUUGCGGAGUGCCACCGGAAAUUUUAGUGAAUCCAACAGAGUCAAAGGCUCCGUUUACCGGGGAUCGUUUAUGGGAGAUUAUGCAGCCGUGAAGGUGGUGAAAGGUGAUGUCUCUGGUGAAAUUAAUCUACUGAAAAAGAUAAAUCACUCGAACAUUGUCCGACUUUCGGGGCUCUGCGUCCAUGAUGGAAAUACCUACCUCGUUUACGAGUAUGCAGAAAAUGGCUCUCUCUCCGAUUGGCUUCAUUCCCAAAAGCAUGAGACCUCCUUUACUCUGUCAUGGAAGCUGAGAGUUCAGAUUGCCCGUGAUAUAGCUGAUGCCCUCAAUUACGUACAGAACUACAUCAACCCAUCUCACAUUCAUAAAAACUUGAAGUCCAGCAACAUCCUUUUGGAUUCAAACUUGAGAGCCAAGAUAUCCAACUUCGGCUUAGCCAGAAGUUUAGAAACGAAUGGAGAAGGAAAUCUUCAGCUGACAAGACAUGUAGUUGGAACUCAAGGUUACAUGGCGCCUGAGUACAUCGAGAAUGGAGUGAUUACCCCUAAACUCGACGUGUUUGCUUUUGGGGUUAUCAUGUUGGAGCUUUUAUCAGGGAAAGAAGCUGCGACGAAGAAAAAGGAAGAAGGAGAAGAGUUGUUAUAUACAUCCAUAACCAGGGUUUUCCAAGGAGACAAUGUGAGAGAGAAACUAAAAGGGUUUAUUGAUCCUUGUUUGGGAUCUGAAUACCCUUUGGACUUGGCUUUCUCCAUGGCUCAUCUGGCUAAAAGAUGUGUUUCUCAAGAUCUUAAUCUUCGGCCUUCAAUGGCCGAAAUUCUCAUGACUCUGUCCAAGAUUCUGUCGUCGUCACUGGACUGGGAUCCAUCUGACGAGUUCAACCGUUCUACCUCUCAAUCCAGUGGCAGGUAGAGCGAUACUCCCACUCAUCGCCAAUUACACUCUCCAUCGCAUACCAAAGCUUUUUGAAAGAAAAGAUGGAAAUUUUGUUAAUAGAGAAAUAUUUAAUCCUCACUCUCCAUCGUGUUAUCAACAGUUAAUAAUCCCAGAACAUGCAAUAAAUUCAGAAACUUUUCUGCUACUA